GGGGCGCGACAUUGGGAGGAAGUGCGGGCCGCCUGCCCGGGCGCGUUAAGGAAGUUGCCCAAAAUGAGGAAGCGCCGCGGCCCGGCGCUGAGGCCACCCAGGCGGCAGAAGAGCGAGGAGGAGCUGGCGGCCCCGCGCUGCGCCCCGGCUGAGCCCCGGCUGCGCCCAAGCGCCCGCCCUCGCCUCACCUGGCGCAGGUGGACACCUGCGCAGGUGUGCGCCCUCCGGCCCCUGAAGCAUGGCCAGCAGCAGCAUGGCUGACAGCGCCAACCACCUGCCCUUCUUCUUCGGCAACAUCACCCGGGAGGAGGCAGAAGAUUACCUGGUCCAGGGGGGCAUGAGUGACGGACUCUAUUUGCUGCGCCAGAGCCGCAACUACCUGGGCGGCUUUGCGCUGUCCGUGGCCCACGGGAGGAAGGCACAUCACUACACCAUCGAGCGGGAGCUGAACGGUACCUAUGCCAUCGCCGGUGGCAGGACCCACGCCAGUCCCGCUGACCUCUGCCACUACCACUCCCAGGAGUCCGAUGGCCUGGUCUGCCUCCUCAAGAAGCCCUUCAACCGGCCCCAGGGCGUGCAGCCCAAGACUGGGCCCUUUGAGGACCUCAAGGAAAACCUCAUCAGGGAAUAUGUGAAGCAGACGUGGAAUCUGCAGGGUCAGGCUCUGGAGCAGGCCAUCAUCAGUCAGAAGCCUCAGCUGGAGAAGCUGAUCGCCACCACAGCCCAUGAAAAAAUGCCUUGGUUCCACGGAAGAAUCACUCGGGAAGAAUCUGAGCAAGUUGUCUUGAUAGGAUCAAAGACAAACGGAAAGUUCCUGAUCAGAGCCAGAGACAACAACGGCUCCUACGCCCUGUGCCUGCUGCAUGAAGGGAAGGUGCUGCACUAUCGCAUUGACAAAGACAAGACGGGGAAGCUCUCCAUCCCAGAGGGGAAAAAGUUCGACACACUGUGGCAGCUGGUCGAGCAUUAUUCUUAUAAAGCAGAUGGUUUGUUAAGAGUUCUUACAGUCCCAUGUCAAAAAAUCGGCUCCCAGGCAGGAAAUAAUGUUAAUUUUGGAGGUCGUCCACAGCUUCCAGGUUCCCAUCCUGCGACUUGGUCAGCGGGUGGAAUAAUCUCAAGAAUCAAAUCAUACUCCUUCCCAAAGCCUGGCCACAGAAAGCCCUCCCCCGCCCAAGGGAACCGGCCAGAGAGUACUGUGUCGUUCAAUCCGUAUGAGCCGGAACUUGGGCCCUGGACUGCAGAAAAAGGCCCCCAGAGAGAAGCACUGCCCAUGGACACAGAGGUGUACGAGAGCCCCUACGCAGACCCCGAGGAGAUCAGACCCAAGGAGGUUUACCUGGAUCGAAGUCUGCUGACGCUGGAAGACAAAGAACUGGGCUCUGGUAAUUUUGGAACUGUGAAAAAAGGCUACUACCAAAUGAAAAAAGUUGUGAAAACAGUGGCUGUGAAAAUACUGAAAAAUGAGGCUAAUGACCCCGCUCUUAAAGAUGAGUUAUUAAGAGAAGCAAAUGUCAUGCAGCAGCUGGACAACCCGUACAUCGUGCGCAUGAUCGGGAUAUGCGAGGCCGAGUCCUGGAUGUUGGUCAUGGAGAUGGCAGAACUCGGUCCCCUCAAUAAGUAUUUGCAGCAGAACAGACAUGUCAAGGAUAAGAACAUCAUAGAACUGGUUCAUCAGGUUUCUAUGGGCAUGAAGUAUUUGGAGGAGAGCAAUUUUGUGCACAGAGAUCUGGCUGCAAGAAAUGUGUUGCUGGUUACUCAGCAUUAUGCCAAGAUCAGUGAUUUUGGACUUUCCAAAGCGCUGCGUGCUGAUGAGAGCUACUACAAGGCCCAGACCCAUGGGAAGUGGCCUGUCAAGUGGUACGCUCCGGAGUGUAUCAACUACUACAAGUUCUCCAGCAAAAGUGACGUCUGGAGCUUUGGAGUGUUGAUGUGGGAAGCAUUUUCGUAUGGGCAGAAGCCGUAUCGUGGAAUGAAAGGAAGUGAAGUCACCGCGAUGUUAGAGAAGGGAGAGCGGAUGGGCUGCCCUGCAGGGUGUCCAAGAGAGAUGUACGACCUCAUGAACCUGUGCUGGACGUACGAUGUGGAGAACCGGCCCGGCUUCGCAGCGGUGGAACUGCGGCUGCGCAAUUACUACUAUGACGUGGUGAACUAACCGCUCCCGUACCUGUUGGUGGCUGCCUUUGAUCACAGGAGCAAUCACAGGAAAAUGUCUCCAGAGGAAUUGAUUGUCGGCCACCUCCUUCUGCCAGUCAGGAGAGCCAGACUUGGAUGGAACAUGCCCGUGACUUGUCACCCAAAGCCUGUCCCAGGACCCAUACUCUGCAAAGCAAAGGCCGUCCCAGGAGAAAAGGCAGAUGGCAGGGUCAAAGGGACUAGGUAGAUUUGUUUGGUUUUUUUGUCUGCGUGAUUUUCAUACAGGUUAUUUUUACAAUCUGUUUCCAAAUCCCUUUCAUGUCUUUCCCCUUCUCUGGAUCCUGGGGUGUAUUUGUUACUCAGCAGGCCCAGGGGCAUUGCAGGGUGGCCAAGAGCAUUCUCACCCCAAGCAGCCUUUUCCGGAUGCUCAAGGAUGCCUUAGCAUGUGAUUCCUGAAGGGAAGGUAAAGGCAGAGGAAUUUAACUGCUUCUACAGCGUGGCUCUGACAGCCCAUGAGACGGAUCCUUGGCCACUGAAAAAGCUUUCCUGACAAUAAAAGUGUUUUGAGGCUUUAAAA
Saimiri boliviensis boliviensis (Bolivian squirrel monkey) is the source of this 2710-nucleotide messenger RNA. It is a transcript of the gene SYK, whose product is annotated as spleen associated tyrosine kinase. Lineage: Eukaryota; Metazoa; Chordata; Mammalia; Primates; Cebidae. The record is from RefSeq and is a predicted model, not a curated record. Gene Ontology annotation, cellular component: cytoplasm. Gene Ontology annotation, molecular function: ATP binding; non-membrane spanning protein tyrosine kinase activity. Gene Ontology annotation, biological process: protein phosphorylation; intracellular signal transduction.